CACUUCUUUCCCAGGGUGCUCAGUUGCAACUUCUGGUAUGAUUCCUUGUUUUCAGCAGUUGGAGAUCAUAGCUCUAAUGGUAGAGUACUCUUUAGGGCUUCAUAUACCUGAAAUUCAAAUGGCUUUUUAUUUUUACUGUCUAUGAAUCAGUCAUGAUCUAACGGCCUCAAAGUGUUUGAAAUUCACAAGUGCAUGUGCACUGUCUUACUGUAUUUUAAUGUCCACACAGCUGGAUUUCAUAGAAGGAUUGCCAGAACAUCCACUUGUUACUUCAGACAUAUAAUGCAAAGGUCCGGCCAAGAUAUGGAACCUUGGAUAUGAAACAGGAACUGCCAGACUGUGAUAUGCUAGAACUCAGUCAUAGCUAUGGAAAUAAGCUAGAAAAAUGUUUGAGGGGGAAAUGGCAAGUUUAGAAGCAAUUCAGAAAACCAAUAUUGUGAGAGUGCCUCAGCCUAUUAAGGUAAUUGACCUUCCUGGAGGAGGAGCAAUGUUUGUCAUGGAGUACCUAAAGAUGAAGCACCUCAACAAAUAUUCUUCAAAGCUUGGAGAGCAGAUAGCAGAUCUUCAUCUUUAUAACCAGAAACUUGGAGAGAAAUUGAGAAAGGAAGGAAAUACAAUUGGUAAAGGAGCCAGUUACUCUGAAUUUCAGUAUGUGGAUAAGUUUGGAUUCCAUAAGGCCACUUGCUGUGGUUAUAUACCACAGGUGAAUGAAUGGCAGAGUGAUUGGCCUUCUUUCUUUAUUCGUCACAGACUCCAGGCUCAACUGGAUUUGAUUGAAAAAGAUUAUGGAGACAGAGAAGCAAGAGAGCUUUGGUCACAGCUAAAGGUAAAGAUUCCUGAAAUGUUUUCUGGUGUAGAAAUUGUUCCUGCUCUGCUGCAUGGGGACCUGUGGGCAGGAAAUGUGGCUGAGGAUGACUCCGGGCCGAUUAUCUUUGACCCUGCUUCCUUCUAUGGCCAUUCAGAGUUUGAACUAGCCAUUGCUGGAAUGUUUGGUGGGUUUAGCAGCUCAUUUUUCUCUGCCUAUCACAGUAAAAUACCCAAAGCCCCAGGAUUUGAGAAACGAAAUAAAUUGUAUCAGCUCUUUAAUUACAUAAACCACUGGAACCAUUUUGGGACAGGGUACAGAGGACCUACCAUAAAUAUAAUGAGAAAACUUUUAAAGUAACCAGGCAGGGACUAAGUAAUUUCUCAAACCACAGUGAUUAGCAGCCUCUGCUUAUUAGAAGUAACACAAGCUAGGAAUCAAUGUCAAUGAUAAAACACACGACAAGGCUUAGUAUAAUUUGAGCCUCACUAAAUGUUAAAAGUGAUUGAUUGCCUAAUUUUUAACAUACAGUAGUUUACUAACACAGAUUCACAUGAAGAAAAAAACUGCAUUGUUUAUGAAGACUCCACUAGGUUGGGAAGUAGCAUUACACUCAACCUAACCUUAUUCUGUACAGAGUCUCACUUCUUAGCUGCUGCAUUUCCACAGUUUGCAGCUUGCCACUUCUGUUGGUCUCUCAUUACUGAGUUACUGCUGUGGGACUGUGGUGCUGAAAGUAAUCAUUGGUUUCUUAGUUUCCCCCAUUUGUUUUGUUUUGCUUUAGUUUUCUCUUCUGUCUUUGUUUUGGUCCUUUUACCCAUUUACUUUUGUGUCGUUUCUUUCCUAUGUAAGGGUUAUGAACCAAAAUUUAAGUCAGAUUUUGUGCAUGUGAAAAUAAAAACAUUCUCUUUUUUUGAUUUAAAGGUAGGCAGGGUCCUUUGGACUGCAAGUGACACUAGCAUUCCUAAUAUUUAUUUUAAUUUAAUGUAAUUAAAUGGUUCUUUUUGUGUGUGUUUCCCUGAGAAAUUCAGUUGAGUAGUUUUUCUUAAAAGCGAUGCUGCUGUAGUUCCUUGGUAAUUAAUUAUAUGGUCUGAAAAUGGAUUGUUACCACAUGUAAAAACUAUGUUAUUAUCAAACAGGCUUUAUUAUGUGUAAUACUCUGAUGGUAACAUUUAAAUAACUGUGAAAACAUAGCAAACAGUAGGAGGGAUACUUGUUUGCAUUACAAGAUCAAUUUUGCUGUGUUGGUUGGUGCCUGAUGUAUUUCACUUUUAAAAGAUAAUGUACAGUAGGCAAAGCUACUCUGCUCUGCCAGUGCUGCUUUAUCAAAGGAACAGUGUCAAACUGAAUGGAUUUAUCUUUUUUAGUAUUUCUAAUGUUCUAUUUUUAUAGGAAAUAGGUGGUGAGGAUGUGGGGAGAAAACUGUGCAACAAAGAUACUGGCAUUCAAUGUGAGCGAGGGUACAUUAGCAACAUAUUUUUUUAAUUGAAAGUAGUUAGGGAAAAAAAAGUAUGGUCCAACAAAUACUGAAGUGAAUCAGAAAUGAGAAUAAUAGAACUUAUGUUUUCAGGAUUCAGAUGGUUGUAAUGACUAAUACCCAAAAUAUUAUAUUCAGAAAUAUCAAAUGGCUUCACUUAUGUAUUAAGUGGAUGUGCUAUAAAGAUUUCUUAGAUUUUGUAAUUUAUACUAUUUAAAAAUAAUUUAAUUCUCUAAAUAUAACAUAAUUUUGCAGGAUUAUUUUUUACUUCCUUGAUUUUAGACUACAGUUAGUGGGGUUAUAACACCUGGUACAAUUAUAACAGUGGAAAAGUGGAAAAACAGAAUACAGUUGAAAUUGUAGCUGAAUGAAGUGCUGAGUCGUAGCAUUUAUUCAUGUUUGCAAUUCAGGCAUUGCACUGAAAAUACCUAUGAGCUUAAGAUGUAGUGUUGUCCAAUAAAAUACUUGUGUUGCAGAAA
Gallus gallus (chicken) is the source of this 2761-nucleotide messenger RNA. RefSeq names its product fructosamine 3 kinase (gene FN3K). The coding region runs from base 386 to 1165 and encodes 259 amino acids. The transcript is spliced from 6 exons. The record is from RefSeq and is a predicted model, not a curated record. NCBI's taxonomy places the organism in Eukaryota, Metazoa, Chordata, Aves, Galliformes, Phasianidae. Gene Ontology annotation, biological process: fructosamine metabolic process.